AUGUCUGCUGCACAAAAGAAAAAAGUUGUUAUUGUUGGAGGUGGAUUCGUUGGAUUGCAAAUUGCAAUGAAGUUGGAAUCCAAGUUCGAGGUCGUUUUGAUCGAGAAACGUCAAACAUUCUUCCAUUGCGUUGGUUCAAUGAGAAGUAUGGUCGAACCAGAGUUUGCCACCCAAUGUUUCUUGACAUAUGACAAGGUUCUCAAGAAGAGUACAAUUAUCCAUUCCUACGCCACAGAGGUGCAUCCCGAUAGAGUUGUUUUGGACAAUGGAGACCAAGUUACUUUCGACUACCUGGUAAUUGCAACUGGAUCAUACAAUCUUUCGCCAUUCAAAGCACCAAGGGACACUUCAAAUAUCAUUCAAUACUACAGAUCUAUAAGAGACAAAAUCAAUCAGGCCACCAAAAUAUUGGUUGUCGGUGGUGGAGCUGUUGGAGUUGAAUUGGCUGGUGAAAUCGGUACAGACUUUAAAGGCAAGAAUGUUACACUUAUCAAUCGUGGUGAUAGAUUGGUUUCACAAAAAGUUAAUGAUAAAUUCUCCAAGACAGUUGCCGACAAGCUGAAAAAACUGAAAGUUAAUAUCAUGUUCAAUACCUCUAUCGAUAUCCCAAAUGAAGUGACCGAGGCCAAAAAUCAAGAGUCAUACUUCCAAUUCCCAGAAGUUGAAAUGAAAACCUACCACACUAGCCAAGGUGAUGUCGAAGCUGAUUUGGUUUUCUGGACGACCGGUAACAAAUUGAAUAACGAGAUGUUGCGUGGUUUCCCUUUGGAUGGACAAGGUCAAGUCAGAGUCAAUGAAUCGUUCCAAGUCGAUGGAUUCCCAAAUGUCUUUGCUGCGGGUGACAUAUGCAAUACAUCAGAACUCAAGACAUUGGUAAAUGCCAAGAAACAUAUUCCCUUGGUUGCCUCCAACAUUGAAGCACUCUCCAAACAAAAAAAACUCGCCACAUACAAACCUGAAGAAGGAGUUAUGAUUGGAGUUAGUAUCGGUCGAAAGGACGGUGCUGGAUUGAUGCCUAAUGGAAUGAUGUUACCAUCGUUUGUUAUAAAAAUGUUGAAAUCCAAAAAUAUGAUGGCACCGACAACACAAUCUCUGUUAAAUAAAUCAUUUGCAAAUAUUGGUCAAUAA
This is a messenger RNA of Heterostelium album PN500, 1128 nucleotides long. RefSeq names its product NAD(P)/FAD-dependent oxidoreductase. Lineage: Eukaryota; Evosea; Eumycetozoa; Acytosteliales; Acytosteliaceae. Gene Ontology annotation, cellular component: cytoplasm. The transcript has a single exon. The coding region runs from base 1 to 1128 and encodes 375 amino acids. The record is from RefSeq and is a predicted model, not a curated record. Gene Ontology annotation, molecular function: flavin adenine dinucleotide binding; electron-transferring-flavoprotein dehydrogenase activity.